Molecule: messenger RNA, 3088 nt
Organism: Fulmarus glacialis (Northern fulmar)
Lineage: Eukaryota; Metazoa; Chordata; Aves; Procellariiformes; Procellariidae
Gene: MTMR4
Product: myotubularin related protein 4
Exons: 12
Biological process (GO): regulation of autophagy; dephosphorylation
Molecular function (GO): phosphatidylinositol-3,5-bisphosphate 3-phosphatase activity; metal ion binding; protein phosphatase binding
Source: RefSeq, a predicted model, not a curated record
ACAUGUGCGCAACGGGGCGGUGAUUGCACGCUGCAGCCAGCCUGAAAUCAGUUGGUGGGGCUGGCGAAAUGCUGACGGUGAGUAUCCUAUUGCCAAAGCCUGUGCCUUGAACCCUGGAGUAAAGGUAUCUGGUGGCAUGCUGCACAACGGGAGCAGCGACGGCAGCGAGGCCUGCGAUGCCGACUUCGACUCAUCCCUGACUGCAUGUUCAGGCGUGGAGAACGCAGGAACUCCUCAGAAGCUCCUGAUUCUUGAUGCCAGGUCCUACACUGCGGCUGUGGCCAACAGAGCGAAGGGAGGCGGCUGCGAAUGUGAAGAAUAUUACCCAAACUGUGAAGUCGUGUUCAUGGGCAUGGCCAACAUCCACUCCAUCCGGAACAGUUUCCAGUAUCUGCGUGCUGUCUGCAGUCAGGUGCCAGACCCCAGCAACUGGCUUUCAGCCCUGGAGAGUACCAAGUGGCUGCAGCACCUUUCUGUCAUGCUGAAGGCAGCCGUGCUGGUCUCCAGUGCGGUUGACAGAGAAGGGCGUCCAGUGCUGGUUCAUUGCUCAGAUGGCUGGGAUAGAACUCCGCAGAUAGUAGCACUGGCAAAGAUUCUUCUGGACCCUUACUACAGGACCAUGGAGGGCUUCCAGGUGCUUGUUGAAUCAGAUUGGCUAGAUUUUGGUCACAAGUUUGGUGAUCGCUGUGGUCACCAGGAGAAGGUGGAAGAUCAGAACGAGCAGUGCCCAGUUUUUCUCCAGUGGCUGGAUGCUGUUCAUCAGCUUCUGAAGCAAUUUCCUUGCCUCUUUGAAUUUAACGAAGCUUUUUUGGUGAAGCUGGUGCAGCACACGUAUUCCUGCCUCUAUGGGACCUUCCUUGGGAAUAGCCCCUGCGAGCGAGAGAUGCACAACAUCUACAAGCGUACCUGCUCCGUGUGGUCCCUCCUGCGGGCUGGCAAUAAGAACUUCCACAAUCUUCUCUAUAUGCCAGGGUCCGAGCAGGUACUGCAUCCAGUGUGCCACGUGCGAGCGCUGCACGUCUGGACAGCAGUGUAUCUCCCAGCUUCCUCACCGCAUCCUCUGGGACAGGAUGAUAUGGACAUUUACCUGCCCCCUGGAUCUCAGAGCCAGGAGUUCAGUGGCAGAUGUUUGGACAGAUUACCAAAGACAAGAUCUAUGGAUGAUCUGCUCUCAGCCUGCGACUCCAGCAGCCCGCUGACCCGCACGUCUAGUGAUCCAAACCUGAAUAACCACUGUCAGGAAGUCCGGGUGGGCCUGGAAGCCCGGCAUGCCACCACUGAGGGAGCCGAGCUGCACUUGGGCGAAGGCAGCGUGGUGGCUGCAGGAGAGACACGGCAGGUGGAGGAGCAAGAGGAGAAUGCUCCCCUGCAAGCCAACAGUGCUUGUAGCAGCCAUGCUGAGCACGAAGGGCAUGGCAAGCAACUGAGCAGCUGGACUUCUGUGCCAGCAAGCAGUGUCUCUCUGAAGGCAGAAGAGGGAAACAGAACACACAUGGAGGAACUGGAUGGCACGUGUCCAGCUCCAAAUCCUUCCGGACAGGAAAAUGUUGACAGGGUUUCCACCAGUUCCGGAAAGCAGUUAGAAACUGGUCCCCAGGAACUUUUGAAGGCUACUGGCAUGGUGUCCAAUGGAGGAGGCUGCCCCAAGAGAAACACCACCUGCCAAGACAUUCCCAGCCAGGAGUCCCUGGCACCAAGCACCCCUUGUCAGGACAUCCCAGGCCCUGCCCCGGGCAUCCCCUGCCCAGAUGAAGACAUCGGCAAAGGUGAUGCUGGAAGGAGCGUGCCCUGCGAGGACCCUGGCCGGCUGGGGAGAGUCCCGCUAGAGCAAUGGCGCAAGCCCAUUUCCCAGAGCCAAAGCAGCGAGUUCUCCUUCCUGGGCUCCAACUGGGACAGUUUUCAAGGAAUGGUGACAUCGCUCCCCAAUGGGGAGCCUGCACCCAGACACCUCCUCUCCUAUGGCUGCUGCAGCAAGAGGUUGAGCAGCAAACCUCUGCGGGCACUGUCUGGUCCCAAGCACGUGCCGCCAAAAUGUCCUUCUCCUGUGCCUCCUCUCUACCUGGACGAUGACGGGCUCCCCUUCCCCACGGAUGUGAUUCAGCACAGGCUACGGCAGAUCGAGGCCAGCUACAAGGAGGUGGAGCAGCUACGCAGGCAGGUGCGAGAGCUGCAGCUGCGCCUGGACAUCCGCCACUUCUGCGCCCCUCCGGCCGAGCCUCCGAUGGACUACGAGGAUGACUUUACAUGUCUGAAGGAAUCGGAUGGCAGCGACACUGAGGAUUUCUGUUCCGAUCAUAGUGAAGACUGUUUGUCAGAAGCGAGCUGGGAGCCUGUGGAUAAGAAGGAGACUGAGGUCACACGGUGGGUUCCAGACCACAUGGCCUCGCAUUGUUUUAACUGCGAUUGUGAAUUCUGGCUGGCCAAACGGAGGCAUCACUGCAGGAACUGUGGGAACGUGUUUUGUGCUGGUUGCUGCCAUCUGAAGUUGCCCAUCCCUGAUCAGCAGUUGUACGAUCCUGUCCUCGUUUGUAACUCCUGUUAUGACCACAUCCAAGUGUCUCGUGCCAGGGAGCUCAUGAGCCAACAUCUGAAGAAACCCAUCGCCACAGCUUCCAGCUGAAUGCCAGACAAGGGACCUGUCUAAGCCCAGCCUUUUCUCUCACGGGUUUGAAGGGUGACUCUGCCUCCACUGUAAUUGUGAAGGCCGUUGGUGCAACACUUGAACACCAAGCUUGAAUGCACUGUCUUCAGCAGUCUUACUAUCAGUCUGGAGCAGAGGAGCUCAGAUUAGAGAGUAUGGUGUGUGUCCCCACUCUGGUACCGGUGGGCCCGUACAUUGUAGUCUGAUGACCUAGGGCUAAAGAGGGGAUUGCAACCUUUUUCUUUUGUGGGCUGGAAAGCAAUGUUUUCACAGAUAUUGCCUGUGCAAAGUACCCCCAAAGCAAUAGAAAGGCAUGUUUAGAACCAACCCCCCCUACAAAGGUAGGCUGCUGUACAAGAAGGAAGAGGGCAGGCUCCAGGUGGUACCAUGUGCUUUGGAAGGGCCUCAGCCUGGAGCAGUUCCGUAGAUUCUCUUUCCAUGAGUGUG